AUGUCUCAACAACAGCAAAAUUCAUUUUGUGAUGGAUCGGCUGGUUCGAUGAAUGAUCAGAAUAGUCUUUAUCGCAAUAUUUAUGCUCAACAAGAAGAAUUAGAAGUAGCUACGCUACCGGCAAGACGUCGUGAUUAUACUAAUUUCUAUUUUGACCAACUCUAUGUGGGAACAUUAAUACAACAACCUGGAGAAAAAAAUGUUAUUCGAACUGGUGGAAGAAGAAAUAAAAAUGAAAUAUUAGGUUUAACACUUGCACGUUUACUUAAAGAAAAAUACCUGACUGGCAACACUUAUUCGCAAUAUAUGGAACUUUUACAUGGCAUUCCAACGAAUUUAAACAAUGGUGAAUUUAUACUUGUUCUUCGUACUAAUGGUCGUAUUGUAGCUAUUAGCGAUGAAGCUGAACAUCAUUUAGGAAAAUCAAUGCGUUCAUUAUAUACGCAAUUUAUAAAUAUUUUUGAAUGUCUUAAUGAAACUGAUGGUAAUAAAUUACGAUUGAUUCUCAAUACUUCAACUAACUUAGCUGAUCAAGAACAUCGACUUGUAUGUACUUUUCGUUUACCUAAAGGUAAACGUCCCAGUCGAGCAAAUGAAGAUGUCAAAACAAUAUCAAUGGCUGGCCAUUUUUAUUCAUGUGAUGAUUCGUCAUCACAUGAAAAAUUAUUUAUUGCUCGUUGUGAAGCUUUAGUAUCUCAUAAAACAAAAGGAUCGAGUUCAUCACAAAUACCUACGAUGUUUCAUAAUGAUAAUGCAAAAUCAACGAUAAAGAUAACAUUAAAUGCAGAUAUGUCAAUUAAUAAUGUUUCAUCAAAUGUAAGAGAAAUUCUUGGUUAUACAACAAAUGACAUGAUUGGUAAUUGGUUGGGAAGAUAUACACCACAAAAUGAUUUAGAAAAAUUUGAAAAAAUUCAACAAAAAUUUUUUCAACAUGAACAACAACAAAAACCAAUACCAAUAAAUAUUUGUGAAAUAUUCGAUAUGUAUACAAAUAAUGGUGAUGGACGUUUAACAUUUUUAUGUCAACUACGAUUAAAACGUCAGCGACGAUCAAAAUUAAUUUCAUUUGAAAUUGUCGCUCAACCUAUUGAUCCUUCAUUACGAGAUGAUUAUAUUAAAUAUAUGCAAUCGGAAUCAGAAACUAGUCCAAUAUCAAACGAAUCCCAACAAGUAAAUUUCGUACCAUCAUCUAUAUCGGAGACGAGCAAAGAUGCGAUCAUGGCCGAUAGCCCGUCACUCGCCAUGGGCCUCCUCAUGUUCAACAACGAUAGAACAAACGACCUUUCCCAUCAACAUCAAUAUUCAUCGGUCAGCCGACAACUAUCAAACGUUGUCGCACCGGUCAAUAUAAAUGAUGAAUUUCGGGAGCAAUUAUUCAAUGUCAACUAUAACCAAUAUCCAACGUCAGCAAAUCUUCAAUAUUCGCCAACAGACACCUUCAAUAAUACCUUCAUCCCAUGUCAAUUUGACCUUGAAUUAGCAAGUUAUAUUGAAGAAUAUUUAGAUGGAUAUUAA
This is a messenger RNA of Rotaria sordida, 1515 nucleotides long. The record is from the annotation of a GenBank genome assembly. NCBI's taxonomy places the organism in Eukaryota, Metazoa, Rotifera, Eurotatoria, Philodinida, Philodinidae.